AUGGCUUCAGUAUCUCAUUCGUCAUCAUCAGCAUCAGAAAUUGUCAAUAGUCGUAUUCCAUUAGGCGCAACAAAAGAACAAUGUCAGAAAUGGAUAUCGGAGAAACAUCAUUGUCUUCCAAAUGAUACUAUUUUUCACCGUUUACUUCGAUCUGGUUUGAUCGAUGAAAUGGUUGUAGCUCUUGGAGAACAUGAAUAUCAAAAAGGACGCAAUUAUCGACUCGAUGAAAUUCGUUUUCAUUCUUUCGAUGAGGAUGACGAAGACGAAGAUGGGUCACCUACAAAAAAGUUCAAACCAAAUACACUUUUACAACGUGAUUCUACAACACAGACUGUAUCUGAAACAACAGGACUCAGAUUAUUUGAUUAA
Molecule: messenger RNA, 369 nt
Organism: Adineta ricciae
Lineage: Eukaryota; Metazoa; Rotifera; Eurotatoria; Adinetida; Adinetidae
Source: the annotation of a GenBank genome assembly